Suillus paluster is the source of this 917-nucleotide messenger RNA. RefSeq lists its product as uncharacterized. The record is from RefSeq and is a predicted model, not a curated record. The coding region runs from base 304 to 780 and encodes 158 amino acids. Lineage: Eukaryota; Fungi; Basidiomycota; Agaricomycetes; Boletales; Suillaceae. The transcript is spliced from 5 exons.
AGGGGGUAGUUAGAAGCUAUGCGCGGACUCUGUAGGCCCUACACCAAGGACAUCAAAAGAAUCACUGGCAACACAGCAGAGCACAGACUCUAGUAUGAGAGGCAGUCAACGAAAAUAGAAACAUCAUCCCAUCACGGUCAACCCCUGGAACGACGACGAGUAACGUAUACAACAUAUCACUACUAGUAGCUAUGUGGGGAUCCAGUACGAUACGGUUCAGCUAAUAAAAAGAGAAGAUGAGUCUCCGUCCAUCGACAUCCAGUUACUUCGAAGUUCCUACUUUCUGCGCACUCUCUAUUCACGAUGGACAAGCCCUCGGCAGUACUGAUUGAGCAGCUACAAAGUGUCCACGCCCGUCAACGCAAGGUUAUCCAACAGCUUCAAGCAGAUAACGCUAGACUGCUCAGCGACCUCGUUGAAGUUCGUCGGGAGAGAGAUGCUUUCCGAGCGGAGGCUGCGAAGCUUCGCAAGGAGCAGGCGGAGCUGCAUAAUCAACUGGAUAAAACGCUAUCGGAGUAUCAAGAUUUAAGGCGCGAGCGUCUCACUCUUUCUCGCGCAUUCAGCAAUGCGUCUUCUUUCGGACGACCAUCAAAAGUUAAUAAUAAGGCAAUGCACAUCUUGUCGGCAUUGACGGGAGAUGAAGCAAAGAGCCCAUCCCUUGAUUAUAGCACAGAGAGGACCUACAACAGUCAGAAUUCAUAUUCAAGUCCUUGCGACCAUGAUGCCUGUUCCAAGGGCAUCAUUGUACGGACUCGACAUGAACUGUUGAACUUGCCAUGAGUUUACGCCACUAAAAGGAGAUGCGUCAGGACAUUUAAUGUAAGGAUAAUUGCUCGCCGUAUCAUAUUGCUAGGGAUAUGUAUUAGGGGAUCAUUUAUUAUUAUUAGAUAAGGUACUUAUGUGACGAUAUCCAGAUC